UCCUAUUUGGUAGCGAGAAAAAAAUUGAUCGAGAACAAGACACGAAAGUGCCCAACGCUGCAAUUUUCACCAUAAACAAAGAGGACCACACGCUGGGAAACAUGAUCAGAAAUCAGCUGCUAAAAGACCCCAGUGUUUUGUUUGCUGGUUAUAAGCUGCCUCAUCCAUUGGAGCACAAGUUCGUGCUGCGGAUUCAAACGACCUCCGAUUACUCGCCCCAAGAUGCGCUGAUGCAUGCCAUCACUGAUUUGAUAUCUGAAUUGUCUCUAUUUGAAGAGAGAUUUAAGGAGGCAAUAAAAGAAAAGAAGGAAGGCCUGGACUAGAGUAUUUAAAGCAAAUUUACCACACAACCUACUCUUUUUUUGGCGGGGAAGGGAAAGUAUUUUGAUAGGAAAAUAAUGUAUUUGUACAUACAAGUAACAAUAAAUUAAUUUCAAACAA
Dendroctonus ponderosae (mountain pine beetle) is the source of this 441-nucleotide messenger RNA. It is a transcript of the gene Rpb11, whose product is annotated as DNA-directed RNA polymerase II subunit RPB11. The record is from RefSeq and is a predicted model, not a curated record. Gene Ontology annotation, cellular component: RNA polymerase II, core complex. Gene Ontology annotation, biological process: transcription by RNA polymerase II. Gene Ontology annotation, molecular function: protein dimerization activity; DNA binding. NCBI's taxonomy places the organism in Eukaryota, Metazoa, Arthropoda, Insecta, Coleoptera, Curculionidae.